Molecule: messenger RNA, 1044 nt
Organism: Leptopilina heterotoma
Lineage: Eukaryota; Metazoa; Arthropoda; Insecta; Hymenoptera; Figitidae
Product: short coiled-coil protein B
Exons: 4
Coding region: 311-733 (140 amino acids)
Cellular component (GO): trans-Golgi network
Source: RefSeq, a predicted model, not a curated record
UUAGAGGGCGACGUGUCGAUAAAAAUGGCAAAUGGUGGAUAAUACACAGGACUGUUUAUGUCAAAAUAAAAUAUUCCAUUACUCACUGUAUUAAUCAUAAUUAAUGUGUCAUUCGUAAUAAUCAAGGGGAUUGAAAUUUCUUCAAAUAAAACGAAUUUUUAGCUUGGAAUUGGCGGAUAAUUGCUUGAAAUUUAACCUAUUUAAGUGAAUAUAUUACGUAAAGAAAUAUAUUAUUCGGAGAAAUAUUUCUCUUAUUAUUUGAAGGAUUGAAUAGUUGAAAUCUGGUAUUAUUGACAUAAGAAGCUCCAGAAUGUCUACGUCGAUGUUGUCUAGUGCCAAAUUACAAGAUGACAUGAAUAGCAUUCCACUUGCUGAUGACGAUCCUCAAGUAAUUAUUCCAGAGGAAGAAAUUGAGAAUUCGAAUAGAUCAAAUGUCUUGAAUCAUGGUCGUAGUAUGGAUUCUAUUCCAUCGACAUUUACAAAUGGGAGCUGUAGUCCAAGUAGCUUAGAUCCUGAUAUUAGUCCAGAUGAACAGGAGGAGAAAACAAGACUAAUAUCACAAGUUCUCGAACUUCAGAAUACAUUAGACGACUUGUCACAAAGGGUGGACAGCGUAAAGGAGGAGAAUUUAAAAUUGAGAAGCGAAAAUCAAGUACUUGGACAGUAUAUAGAAAAUCUCAUGUCGGCUUCUAGUGUUUUCCAAUCAACAAGUCCUAAGACUAAAAAAAAGUAAGAGUCAUUCUUCUUUAAAAAAAAAAAAAAUCUUUUAUAGAUAAAAAUGGGAUGAGAGCCGAUGUUAUUACCACGUGUGCAUUCUAUUCCAUUUCAAAAUAUGUGCAAGCUGGCAUCUCAAAAUGGGACUUGAUCAAAACGCAAUUUCCUAAAUAAUGCCAAAGAUGCUUUUGAUAUUUAUUUUAAAUUAGUAUAAUUUCAAACGCGAUUGUUAAUUAUCGACUAAGAAGUAUUUAUUUUUGUUUCUCGUUUUAUUUAUGCUGCGUGUACGAUAAAUUUUCUUUUUAACUGAUGCUCGAGAACAAAUUCAAU